AAUUCUAAAAAUGAACAUCUGUUGAUGUACGUUGUCAAUCAAAAAUUUUUUUGGAUUCUCCUAAUAAUAUUUACAGUGUAAAAAAUUUUGGUAUGAAAAUGACAAAUCUACUGUGUACCCGGGGGUAAAACAGAUACAGGAUAAAAUUAUACUGCGAUGGUGAGGUGGCGCAUGUUCUUGUUGCUGGCCAUGCUGCUACUCCUCCCGACACGAUCCCACGCCAAGUUAGAGGACGACGACGAUGAUGAGAGGAGGAAUGAGGAAGAUGAUGAAGAUGAAGAAAGCGAAGACGAGGAAGAGGAUGACGUAGACGCUUCAGACAAGUCAGACACGGGUCCUGGGAGACGCGCGCCCGCCAUACUGCCGACACCAAAGACCGUGCCCGUAUCCAGAACGACUCCUAAACGCGCUCUAGAGUGUUACGUAUGCGCUUACAAGUCCGAAGCACCACUCAAAGCUUGCUUAGAUCCAACAAAAUACAGGGUACACACGAUAACGUGUCACAGUGUGGACGACAAGUGCUUCACGUCGGUGAUAGCGAAGGGCAACGCGUACGAGGCUGUGAUACGCGGCUGCCGCUCCGGCUGCGUCGGCUCGCCGGAGACUACCUGCUGUGAGUUGAACCGCUGCAACAACCAACCCUUGAAUAUGCCAGUGGUGGUGCCACAUUCGUUGAAGAACAAAUCAUCCAAAUCGUUCCCGCCCACUGUUUUCUUCUUCGUUACUGUACUUUUGUUAUUACAAACGGUGGGUAAAGUUGCCUUCGUCUGACAUAACUUUAUACCGUUCAAUCAAAUCACAUUUAAGAAUUAAAUCCAAUUAGAUUUAUUCGUAACAUAACAGUUUUUCUAAUACAAUUAUAUUUUGUUUAAAAUGUGGAUUGUAUUAUGAGUUUAAAGAUAUAUUUUUUUUGAUUUUAUACACAUUUAUGUACUUAUGAAGUAAUUCAAAUAGAUACAAAACUUUUGUGGAACAAGUUGUAAAUGUAAGUGAGUGAUGUUAGAUCUCAUCAAAGUUCUGUUUUGGUUUAGUUUUUGUAUUAAAGUGUUUGAUUUAUGG
This is a messenger RNA of Papilio polytes (common Mormon), 1059 nucleotides long. RefSeq lists its product as uncharacterized. NCBI's taxonomy places the organism in Eukaryota, Metazoa, Arthropoda, Insecta, Lepidoptera, Papilionidae. The transcript has 4 exons. Bases 157 to 771 code for a protein of 204 amino acids. The record is from RefSeq and is a predicted model, not a curated record.